AUGGCCGCAGCCCGUCGCUCGCCCGGGACCCGCCUGCUGUUGGUCUACGUGGGACUGCUGGCCGCCGUCGCCGCAGCGGGCCUCGCGUCCCCGGAUUCUGGCGCACCUGCAGACAGCCGCGCCCUGGAGGAGCCGCCGCCAGGGAACGAGAUGCCCGUGGGCCGCGCCCACGACGGUGCAGGGCCGCCCGCCCGCGUCCCGGCGCCCACCGCGGCUAGAGCUCGCAGCAUCGACCCCCGGGAUGCCUGGAUGCUGUUCCUGAGGCAAAAUGAGAAGGGCGUUAAUGGCAGGAAGGCGAGCAGGGGCGGGGCCAAGAAACCGAAGCUUGGCCAGCCAGGGCCCAUCAUCUCUGCAGACACCCUGCUGAAGGCGUUCCAGCUGCUGCUGAGAGGCGUUGUGCAGCAGCGUGAGCGUGUGGACCCUGAGCCUUGCACACGAAGCCCCAGCCCGGCCCCGAGCACCGCCAGGGAGGAGGAGGCGGAGGCGGCGGCAGAGGACGUGCUGGCGCUGCUGGCCGCGCCCCUGGCCACAGGUCCGCGCGUGGAAGCCGCCUUCCACGGCCGCCUGCGCCGGGACGCUUCGGUGGAGCGGCGCGCGCUGCACGAGCUGGGCGUCUACUCCCUGCCCGACGCCGAGGGCUCCUUCCGCCGCGGCUCCGGCCUCAACUUGACCAGCGGCCAGUACACGGCACCCCUGGCUGGCUUCUACGUGCUCGGCGCCACGCUGCACGUGGCGCUGGCCCAGCCUCCGAGGCGGGGGUCGCCACGGCCCCGGGACCACCUGCGCCUCCUCAUCUGCAUUCAGUCCCGCUGUCAGAGCAACGCAGCACUGGAAGCUGUUGUGGGUUUAGAGAGCAGCGGUGAGCUCUUCACUGUCUCGGUCAAUGGCAUCCUCUAUCUAAAGACAGGCCAGUACACCUCCGUGUUCCUGGACAACGCCAGCGGCUCCUCUCUCACGGUGCGCAGCGGCUCCUAUUUCAGUGCUGUCCUUCUGGGUGUGUGAGCGGCCACCACAGGCCCUGCCUCUUGUCCAGCAAAGGGAGUGGCGACCCACAGGAAG
Molecule: messenger RNA, 1059 nt
Organism: Ochotona princeps (American pika)
Lineage: Eukaryota; Metazoa; Chordata; Mammalia; Lagomorpha; Ochotonidae
Gene: ERFE
Product: erythroferrone
Exons: 9
Coding region: 1-1002 (333 amino acids)
Biological process (GO): positive regulation of D-glucose import across plasma membrane; negative regulation of gluconeogenesis; positive regulation of insulin receptor signaling pathway
Molecular function (GO): hormone activity
Source: RefSeq, a predicted model, not a curated record